Molecule: messenger RNA, 9619 nt
Organism: Glossina fuscipes
Lineage: Eukaryota; Metazoa; Arthropoda; Insecta; Diptera; Glossinidae
Gene: M7BP
Exons: 16
Coding region: 458-9592 (3044 amino acids)
Source: RefSeq, a predicted model, not a curated record
CAACAACAGCAACAACAACAAUAAGCUUAUAUACAAGCGCAUCUUUUCACAUGUAUAUAUGUAUGAAAACCAUGUGAAUUAUUUAUUAAAAUAAAAGGGGGGAAAAAAAAGCAGAAGAGCAUUCGCGAUAAUUAUCAGAUAAACUCACAUCUAGGCGCAUGUGUGUGCGUGUAUAUGUAAACUCCCAUGCAACAACAAUUUGUGAAUAAUAUCUUACACAAUACACUUCACAGUGCUCAUGAAAUAAGAAUAACAAGAGCAACAACAUCAACAACAAGAAUAAUAUAUAAAAAGAUUAAAAGAUAACUUAAAAAUAAAUGAAAUGCAAAAAAUAUUUAGUUGAUAUUAAAGUGAGAACGUGGCCUGAGUAACGUUAUUUUCUAAAGAAAAAAAAAAAAAAAGAAGAAAAAAAAAAUCCUUUUAAACGUUAAAGGAAUUCAUCACAAAAUUAUCAUUAAUGGGUAAUCAAGUGCAUUUUUUUGAUUUUGCGCCGGUACGUUGCGUCAACUUGGUGGCUGGCAUAACAGCGGUUAUCGGUAUAAUUGGCAGUGUUUUCCUGUUAACACGUACCACACAAAGCUUGGUCGGUAAAUUAAAUGAAAGAAAUCGAAAGAAAUCGUUGGAUGAAAGACAUUUUUGCAAUGUCUGCUGCACAGAAAUAAACCCCGAGGAUGUGAAGAGUUUUGUGAAAUGUUGGCUUUGUUUAAAGUCCACUUGUCGAAGUUUCAAAUGUGCCAACUGGCUACCGAAAGUCGCUUUAUGGGAAUGCGAUUUGUGCCAAAAAUCUAAGGAAUCUAUGGCUCAAACUUCGUCAUGGGUAGCUGAACAAUUCUCAUUUAAUGAAGACAAAUUAGUUUAUCCCUUAAGAGCGCGUAGCGAAAUAUUUAUUCCAAUCAAUGAAUGCAACGAUAAUACGAUAAAUUUUGACAGUGUUAGUCAAAUUGGUGCCAACUCUACAAUAAUAACAGCCGAACAAAAAUUAAAAAUACGAGAAUACGUUGAAGAGAUUGUGAGCAAAUUGUUAGGUGGAAAUUUAGAUACUAUUUCAGUGAAUCAGUUAUCGAAAAGUGAAAAUUAUUUGCAAGUUUUCGAUAAACAUCACUUAGCGUUGAGUGAGAUUUUUCUAAAUAUGGAAAACGCUUUAAAUCAACGAAGUUUACUGCAGCAAGGCGAUUUAUCUCCACCCAAGUCUGUCGAACAAAAUGGUACAAUUUUAUCGAACGGCGAUAUUACAACAAAGAGAAAUUACAAUCAAAAUAAUGCCGAUUUUGGAGAUAUCUCAGAAGCGCGUCUACGUCAGAUGAUACAAAAAAUUAUAGCUGAGACUAUGAGUAUGCCACCAUUGACCAUGAAUCAUGCUGUAUCCGAAGUGGCCUUGGAUAGACCAAGUAAAACGUCAGCUAAGCAUACAUUUAAAAAUGGUUAUCGUCAUCGUACGGAACACUAUUUUGAACCAAAAAUCUAUCAGGAUUUAUUAGCCACCGCGGUGCUUAAUAAGAUUGUCGAUACUCAAGGAAAUAAUAGAAUUAUUUCGGAAAGCACACCCGACUUAUCUCAAUCAAAUCAAUCGAAUGAUAUGGAUCAGAAUUAUAAUGUGGAAAAUCAAAGCACUUCCUCGGGCAGCUCAGUAGAACCACGUAGUGAUUGCAGCUAUAGCGAAAUGGAUCGAAUAUUGAAUAAUCAAAUUAAUAAGCCUGCAGAAUCGCCUUUAGAUCCUGGCCGAGAAUCAACAAUGAGUGAUUAUUUAGCUGGUCAUAUGGUGCCAUUGCCUGAUCUAUCCAAUGUGCCUACAGAGUCCGAGGAGGAUGAUUUUGUUUCUAUUACUUCGAGUGCUAAGGGCGAAGGUACUUGGGAACAUAAUUGGCUGUUUAAGAAAAAACAUUCAUCAUUGGGAGGAUCGGGUACAACAGCCACCAUUCUUAUACCAAUUCCUAAAGAAGACGUACGUGCUCAAAUUGGCGAUAAAGCUACUGAUGAAGUAAGCGAUUUAUCGGAAUUGGGUUCAGAAACCGAUGAUUCAUCUUCGGGUUUACUAAGUACAAAGAUGGACCCACUUAAUGAUCGUUUGCUUAAUAAGCAUAUAAUCGGCGGACAGAAUAGUAAAUCCGUUUUGGAUGAAUUAAUUGAAAGCAGCAGCGUACCAAUCAAUAAUCUACCUAGCGAACAGGACGAGACUUACACCGAUACUCUGAAUGAACACGUAGUAGAUGCACCUCCCAAAAAUGAAGCUAUCAACGAUGAGAUAAAUAAAAUUGAAACUAUUGAUUCAGAAACCGAACGCAAGCCAUCAACAGAAUGUGAAACUGAAGACGUUGACAUACCCGCUGAAGGUUGUUUAGGUUUCAGUCAAGUUGAAAUUAUUGAUGCAUCUGAGCGUACACCUUCAGUAAUUGAAAUUUUAGCAGCUGUAGCCCUUGCCCCAAUGAUAGCCGUACCAGCUGCUGAUCAACCGGCUGCUUUAACUAGCGCAGAAUUGUCUACCUUACACGAAUUAACGGACUUGGCGUUGACGGAGAUCAAGACACGUGCCGGCGAAGUAACGGCUCACGAUUUAGAAGUUAUACCAGAAGAGCCAAACGAUAUAACUUUGCAAGAAGAGUUCUUAAUUGAUUUAAAAAACUUGCCGCCACCUCCAGCUCUUGACGAUAUGUCUACUGAUUAUAUAAUAGAAAAUUUAAUUUUAAAGCCACCAGAUGAAAUAGUUGAGCUCGUCACAUAUAUACCAAUUGUGGAACCGCCUCCUGAAAUCGAACAGGAAACCGUUGAAUCUGAACAAACAAAUGCCAAAGCCAUUGCUUUACAAGCAGGAACAAGUAGUGUCGGUGAAGCAAGUCAACUUCUUGACACUACUCAUUCUCGAGAACAGACAGUGUUGCACGAAUCUAUAGCAAUUGAAGAAAAUCAAUCGGUUGAUGAAAUAAAAUCGAACUUAGCCCAGGUGGUCGAAGGAAAUUCGAUGUCGCUAGGUAUUGAAAAACCUGCGAUCACGGAAGAAAUUCCAGAAAUGCUAGAAGUACAACAAAAGGUAAUAAACGAAAGAUGGUCAUCCGGUGAUAAGAAUGAGGGUUUCCAACCUGAAACUGUAAUAAAAACAAACGCGAAAGUUGCUAAAGAGGACUUGACUUCGUCUGAUAUUAUUGCAAUAGAGACCAGUGAAGCAAUUCUAGCGAAGGUAGAGGCUGAACAUCUGUUAGCAGAAGAAAAACGAGAUCGAUCUUCCGGUGAAAGGAUAUCGGUUUUACAACCUGAAUCUAUAGUAGAAAUUGAGGCAGCGGUUGCUUCGCCGGAUACUAAUAACUCACCAUCCUUCGAAACUAAAGAAGAUGGAGAAAAUGUAGCACAGAAAGAUGGAUCUACCGAUCCAACGAAAUCGAAUUUACAACCUGAAUCUGUAGUGGAAACAGAAACACAAGUUGCUAAAAAGGAUUUGACUUCGUCUCAUAUUAUUGAGAUUGCAACCACUGAAGAGAGUUCAGCGAUCUUAGAUGUGAAAGAUACGGUAGGACAAGAAACACAAGAUCCAUCUUCCGAAGAAACAAAGUCGGAUUUACAACCUGAAUCUUUAGUGGGAACAGAAAAGGAAGUUGCUGAAAAAGAUUUGACUUUGCCUGAUGUUAAUGGGCCACCAACAAGUGAAACAACUCCAGUGACACCAGAUGUUAAAGAUACGGUAGCAAAAGACAAGCAAGAUCGAUUUUCCGAAGAAACUAAAUCGGAUUUUCAACCUGAAUUUGUAGUGAAAGACGAAACAGAAGUUGCUGAGACGGAUUUGGCUUCACCUAAUCUUAACGAACUAGCGAGCAAUGAAGCUAUUCCACUUGCUGAAAAUACGGUAGCACAACACAAGCAGGACCGAUCUUCCGAUAAAACGGAUUCACAACUCGAAUCUGUAGCGAAAACAGUAAUAGAAGUUACUGAAAAGGAUUUGACUUCGUCUAAUAUUAAAGAAACAGCAACCAGUGAAGCAAUUCCAGCGACGCUAGAAGUUGAAGAUACGGUAGCACAUAAAACACAAGAUCGGUCUUCCGAUGAAACGAAAUCGAAUUUACAAGCUGAAUCUGUAGUGAAAACAGAAACUGAGGCGGGUGAAAAGGAUUUGACUUCGUCCGAUAUUAAUGAACCAGCAACAAGUAAAGGAACUCCGCCCGCUUUAGAUGCUGAAGAUAUGGUAGGACAAGAAACACAGGAUGGGUCUUCCGAUGAAACGAUAUCGGACAUACAACCCGAAUCUGUCGUGAAAACAGAAACAGAAGUUAGUGAUAAGGAUUUGACUUCGUCUGAUAUUAAUGAGCCAGAAAGCAGUGAACCAAAUCCAGUGACACUAGAAGUUGAAGAUGUGGUAGCACAACAAAAACAAGAUCGAUCUUCCGAUGAAACGAAAUCGGACAUACGACCCGAUUCUAUAGCGAAAACAGAAACUGAAGUUGCUCAAAAGGAUUUGACUUCGUCCGUUAUUAAUGAGCCCGCAAGUUGUGAAGCAACUCCGCCGACCUUAGAUGCUGAAGAUACGGUAGCACAAGAAGCACAAGAUCAAGCUUCCGAUAAAACGAAAUCGAACAUAGAAGCCGAAUCUGUAGUGAAAGCAGAAACAGAAGUUAGUGAUAAGGAUUUUAUUUCGUCUAAUAUUAAUGAGCCAGAAAGCACUGUAACAAUUCCAGUGACACUAGAAGUAGAAGAUGUGGUAGCACAACAAAAACAAGAUCGAUUUUCCGAUGAAAUGAAAUCGGACAUACAAUCCGAUUCUAUAGCGAAAACAGAAACUGAAGUUGUUCAAAAGGAUUUGACUUCGUCCGAUAUUAGUGAGCCCGCAACCAGUGAAGCAACUCCGCCGACCGUAGAUGUUGAAGCUGCGGCAGCACAAGAGAAACAAGGUCGAUCUUCCGAUGAAGCGAACUUACAACCCGAAUUUGUAACGAAAACAGAAACUGAAGUUGCUGAAAAGGAUUUGACUUCGUCCGAUGUUAAUGAGCUAGCAACGAGUGAAGCAACUGAGGCGACCUCAGACGCUGAAGGUACGGUAGCACAAGAAACACAAGAUCGGUCUUCCGAUGAAACGAUAUCGGACAUACAACCUGAAUCUGUAUUGAAAACAGAAACAGAAGUUAGUGAUAAGGAUUUGACUUCAUCUGAUAUUAAUGAGCCAGAGAGCAGUGAACCAAUUCCAGUGACACUAGAAGUAGAAGAUAUGAUAGCACAACAAAAACAAGAUCGAUCUUCCGAUGAAAUGAAAUCGGACAUACAAUCCGAUUCUAUAGCGAAAACAGAAACUGAAAUUGCUCAAAAGGAUUUGACUUCGUCCGAUAUUAGUGAGCCCGCAACCAGUAAAGCAACUCCGCCGACUGUAGAUGUUGAAGCUGCGGCAGCACAAGAGAAACAAGAUCGAUCUUCCGAUGAAACGAAAUUACAACCCGAAUUUGUAACGAAAACAGAAACUGAAGUUGCUGAAAAGGAUUUGACUUCGUCCGAUGUUAAUGAGCUACCAACCAGUGAAGCAACUCCGGCGACACUAGAUGUGGGAGAUACGGCAGCACAAGAAACACAAGACCAAUCGUCCGAUGAAAGGAAACCGGACUUAAAGCCUGCAGUGAUAGCAAGGGCAAAAGUUAUAUCGUCAGAUGUUAAUAACUCAGUCACCUCCGAAACUACUCCAGCAACUGUGGAAGUUAAAUCUACAGUAGAGCACGAAGAACAUGUUGAGUCCUCCGAUGAAACCAGAUCAGAUUUACGACUUGAGUCUACACAGCAAACAGAACAAAAGAUUGGUGAAGAGUAUAUAACUUCUAUGGGUCUUAGUGGACAAGAUAAGCUUUUAGAGAGCAUUUCAGAUAUUUCAGUACAAGCGCUUGAGUUAAUAAGAGAGGAGCCCAAGUUAGAUGAGAGCAAUAUUGCAUCUGAUUUAGAGAGCAGUGAAAUUCCAAUUUUAGAACCUCCAGCAGGCUUUAAUGAAGAAUGCGAGACAAAUAUUGCAGUUGAAGAAAAAGAAACCAAUGAAAGUAAUGUCGAGAAAAUAAUAAAAGAAAAUGAAGAAAAGGCUUCUUCGGAAAAGCUAUUAUUUAAUAUGGAGGAGAAAGUAAAGUCUUCUGAAACUAUUCAUAGCACAAUAAAUCAACUUAUAUCAACCGAAAAUGAGUUGACUUUCACAGAAAAAAAGGAAGCGUUCGAAAUCGAGCAAUCACGGGCCAAGACAAACUUAAAUCUACACGAGGAAUUAUUCAGUGUAGCAGAACAAGACGAAAAUUUAUCAAUUAAGAAAUCACGGCAUCCCUCAUUAGGUGUUAUUGAAUGCCAACCUACAAUUAUAGAAACCUUCGCUAUUUCAUUCGAAGAGUCCACUGACAAUGCGUUUACAGACGCUACAACUGAUGAUAACUUAUCUAGGGAGACUUCAUCUUGUUCUUUUGUCGCAACCCAAAGGGCAAAAGGCAAUGAGGACUUAGAAGAAUCCGCUGCUUUAAAAGCUCAAGAUCAUUCUACAGCUUUAUCUACCCAACAUACACCACAAGAAGUGUUAGAAAAGUCCAAAGCAUUAAUAGGAAAACCGGAAGAGGAAUCAAAAUCGUCAGAAAAGGAGGCUAUGGUUUUAUUAGGACCAUUACCCCAUGAAGGAAGCAAAGUCGGUGAGGAGGCGAUAAAUGCACAAAAUCCGAGUACUGAAAAUCAACAGUUGAACGCAGACGCUCAAGUAACGGUUGAAGAACAAUCACAUGAAGAGAGAAAUGUAAACAUUGAAAUGAAUGCAAAUUCGCCGUCACCUUCGCAAGACGAGGUUAUACCUCCGCCUGUCGCUUUCGAAUCGGAAUACAUCCUAACGAACCAAAGUUGUGAAACUUCGGCAGAGAAUGCAGUGAAGACGGUGAAUCUAUUAGCGGAGAAUUCAGCAAUAAAAAAUGAAUCAAUUCCGGACAAUAUUGAAUCCUCACAAGCUUCGAUAACUAAGUUUGAGACAAAUCCAGAAAAUUUGAAAGUUAUUGAAGAGAAAGCAGAAGAAUCAUCUCAAUUUCCACAAGAAAAAACUAUUGUUGAAGAACAAGCAGGGAAACUUGAUUCAACCGCUGUAUCUACUGAAAUAGUUGUAGUGCCAAUUGUAGAUAGUACAAUGCCUGAUACGUCACAAAAAGCGGCCACAACUUCAACUAUUAAAUCUAAUGAAAUAAUCCCAAGCGCUGAUAUCAAUUCAACAAAAGAAGGUCACGAAACGAGGCAACCUUCUGAAAUAUUGCCGUGCGUAGGCGCAGAUAUACAAAAGAACGUGUUGAGCGAUUCACCUAACAUAUCAGUCGUUGUACCAGCGCGAGAGGCCACUACCAUCGCAUCUCACGUAACAACUCCAAGUACUGAAAUCAAUUCAGCAAGCGUAAAUCGCGAAACAAGUCAACCUGCGGAAACUUCGCCGAGUGCAGAAGCAGUUUUACAUAAGACCGUGUUGACUGAUACACCGGACACAUCAGUCAUUGCAACGCAAGAUCCCGACACAAAUAGUGCAUGUAAUGAAACAAACCGAAGCAAUGAAGUUACUUCUGCAAACGAAGGUCAAAAAAUAAUUCAACCUUCUGGAAUUGAAAAAAUCGGAAAUGAUGAAAAUAUUUCCAUUGCGUUAGAUCCCGAAAUAAUUCAAUCUUGUCCAUCUUUGCCGGGCCUGGUCGCAUUAAACGGAACAGCAAUUACGGAAGACAAUGUGACAGAACCUAAAGAAAAUGUCCUCAUUAGUAUAUGUAAUGAGAAAAUAAAAGAUUCAGCGAACUCAGGUGAAGAAGAGUUUGUUCGCUCGACAGAGCCUUUAUCAACUUCCAUUAAAAUAGCAAUUCAGGAAGAAAUAUUAACACAACAGGGCGAAAAAACUGAUGAAAAUAGUGCUAACAUAUCCUCAAUUGAAUCAUCUGAAGCCACGACUUUGACAUCUGUUAUUAACGUGGCCGGUAAGCAAACAGAGUGUAAGAAUGACCCCAUUGAAUCGGAGAUUCCAACGGUAUGCUGUCAAUCGUCAACUGAACCCGCGUCUAUCGUUAAAGACGAAAAGACUCCAAUUCCUGCUAAGGAAGAAAUUGAUUCAACAAAGCAUUUACCAAAAACCUCAUCAGAGGAAACUGUAGUUAGUUCGUCUGAACUCUCUAACUCUUCGGCUACUUCUGUCAAUGUAGAAGAAUCUGUAGUAUCAGAGACAAUUGUCAAUGCGUUUGCGACUUCAAAUUUAAGAGCAUUGGACUUGGAAAAAUCUUCCGUUGAGCAAUUGAGUACGAAGAAAGAACCGCAAACAUCAUUGGAACACGCUUCGAUGGAUGCAAUCGAAAUUGGGUCAGCAAAUUUGAGUAAGGAACAGGCGCCAGAAAUACCGAUUCAAGAACAACACACGCUGAUGAAAUCUGAAAUAUCCACAAUGGCACUAAUAGACUCAGGUUCAAUAGCUGAACGUGAAUACUUAAAAUGGCAUAAUGCCGUUGAUAUGCCUAAUAAUCCUUAUGCGCCGGAAGCUUUAAAAAAACGCAUCAAUGGUAGCCAAGAACGUUGCAUGGAUUUGCCGAAUAUAAGUCCUGGGAAAGAAGCAAAUCCUCUAGAACAUAUAACCAAACAGAAACUUAAUGACGAAACGGAUAAUAAACGAGAAAUUGAAUAUAAAAGAUACAGUCGCGAUUACUAUAUAAAUAACGUUUCAAAAUCGAAUGAAAGCCCAUCGAAAUCAGGCAGUGCCGAACAAUAUACUGAGGGCUGCACAACUCUUAAAGCAACCAACAAUUCACCCCCACCUCAAAGUAAUGAUCAUCAAGAUGUUUUAUAUAAAGCGGUACCGGCUCAAGUAACGGUGGCGGACGAUAUAGGUUCAUCUAUAGAAAAUAUUUCACAAAAAUCCCCAAAAUCUGCAAAUACUUCAACCAGUGAUGAUACCGAUACAGUACGUAUUUAUGAUUUCAAGAAGCAGGAAACGAUUAAAGUGCGCUCUGAAGUCACCCCCCAACGAAGUGAAGAAGAAAAGGGCAAAGAAAAUGCAAUGCCAACGGCGGACAGAGCGAAACAAUUGAAUUUCAAUCGAUCGGAAAGCGUUGGUCGCGGUUCAACACCAUCAGCAUUUAAAUUUUUACAGCCUAAAAGAAGACUAAUCGACCCUAGUCAUGUAAUGUCACUCGACGAGGAUGAAAGACCCCUUGUAAGUCCGAUGGUAGAUAAACCGGUUAUUGAGAAAGAAGUAGCUGAAGCCUUGCCCUCCGUCAAAGCUUUGGCAAAAGCGUUUCUCUUAUCUUCCUCGGCGUCACAAACUAGUCAAACGGAAAAACCUGAUACCAAAAAGGCCAAAAUAUCGCCACCUUUGGUUCAAAAGAAAUCUAUAGGCCCGGGCAAAUUAUCUAGUCGCCAAGAAGCCGAUACAAAUGAAGAUGCUACCAUAACCUCAGAUUUGUCUUCUUUAGACACUGAUCCAUCUAUUGUUGAAAUCACCAAAGAUCAAGAAUGCGAAGCAAUUAAUAAUAGUACAGCAACAACGACAACAAUACCGGCACCAUCAGCUAUAAAAAGCUGCCCGAGCAACACGAAUACGGUUCCCGUACGGGAAGGUGUCCUUAAAAAUAAUAUUGCUUUCUUUGAGAAUUUAAAGUUUAAGUAAAUAUUAUACAAAUAUUACGUACGAUUC